Molecule: messenger RNA, 849 nt
Organism: Rhizophagus irregularis DAOM 181602=DAOM 197198
Lineage: Eukaryota; Fungi; Glomeromycota; Glomeromycetes; Glomerales; Glomeraceae
Source: RefSeq, a predicted model, not a curated record
AAAACAAAAAAAAAAAAAAAAUAUUACAUUUUUUCAAAAAUACAAAAAAAAAAAAUUCUUUAAAAAAAUGGAUCGUACUGCGUCUCUUGUGCCUCAUAACACAUUUGAAUUUUAUUUGCCUUUACCAAAUGAUACACGUAUUUACCGGGUUACGUAUAAGGCAUUAUAUUUAUUUGAAGUCGCUCAACUCUUGAAUAAAAAUAUUAAUUUAUCUCAUAUUCCUGAUUAUGAGUUUCCACAUCAUUACAAUAUACAAUCAUUAAUUAAACAACGAUUUGGACCUCAAUUUAUCCAACCACCUUACGUACCUUCUGCGCCAUCUUCUGCGCCAUCUUCUGCGCCUCAAACCACAUUUGAAUUUUAUUUGUCGAAUGAUUUAUUUAUCUACCAUAUUACCUAUACUGAAUUACAUCCAUUUGAAAUAGCUCAACUUUUAAAUAACAACAAUAAUAAUAAUUUUUAUUGUUAUAAUUCCCAAUCUUUAAUUGAACCACUCGUUGAAUUUCAGAAUUAUCAAAAUAGCAUUCAACAACAAAUUUUUGAUGACAUGAGUAUUCAAGAUUAUAAUAUUCAUAGCGCGAAUUCUGAUUCUGAAGAUAUGCAAGGUACGGAAUAUGUUGGAUAUGCGGAAUAUGAUGAAACUGCACCGACUCAACCCGAUUAUUGAAUUGUUGUUAUCGAUUUCUUAUUAUGUAUUUUUUUUAUGUAUUUGUUUUUUUUUUUCAUUUUAAGUUAAUCCUAAGUUAUGGUUUAGUUUCCAUUUUAGGUCUUUUAUUUUUAUGGCUAAUCUAUGUAUUUAUAUGGUUAUUAAUAAAGAUUUUUAAUUUUUGAAAUCAUCAUAUAUUUUUU